Polypterus senegalus (gray bichir) is the source of this 4029-nucleotide messenger RNA. RefSeq names its product vesicle-associated membrane protein 2 (gene vamp2). The record is from RefSeq and is a predicted model, not a curated record. Gene Ontology annotation, molecular function: SNAP receptor activity; syntaxin-1 binding. Gene Ontology annotation, cellular component: SNARE complex; plasma membrane. The coding region runs from base 256 to 603 and encodes 115 amino acids. Lineage: Eukaryota; Metazoa; Chordata; Cladistia; Polypteriformes; Polypteridae. Gene Ontology annotation, biological process: vesicle-mediated transport; SNARE complex assembly; vesicle fusion. The transcript is spliced from 5 exons.
AGCUGACGUCAGUGAGCCAUCUUUGUUUGGCCGGCAUACAGUGUGAGAGCGAACAAGUGAGCUCGCUCGCUCCCGUUCUUGUGCACGCGCGCGUGUAUGUGUGUGUGAGCGCGAGCUAUCCAGCAAGCAAGCAGGGACAGGGAGGCAGCAGACGGAUAAGAGCAGCCAAGGCGCGGAGCUUCGCACAGACCACUGAGCUGACCGGAAUUCGAGACACCGAACGACCGGGCAAUUGACACACAGCAAGGCGCCGACAUGUCUGCCCCAGCCGCCGCCCCAGCAGCAGGAGAAGGGGGAGCCCCAGCAGCACCCACUCCGCCUCCUAAUCUGACAAGCAACCGCCGGCUGCAGCAGACACAAGCCCAAGUAGAUGAAGUGGUGGACAUUAUGCGCGUCAAUGUUGAUAAAGUCCUCGAAAGGGAUCAGAAGCUGUCAGAACUGGAUGAUCGUGCAGAUGCGCUCCAGGCUGGAGCAUCCCAGUUUGAAACCAGUGCCGCCAAGCUUAAACGCAAAUACUGGUGGAAGAAUCUCAAGAUGAUGAUCAUCCUUGGAGUGAUUUGUGCGAUCAUUCUCAUAAUUAUCAUUGUGUACUUCAGCACCUAAAUGUGGCACUGCAGCUUGGUUGAGACAACGGCAGGGAGGGCUUACGGGACCAGUAUCACACUGACACCCUUCUCAGCCAUAUCUUCCAGUCCCCUCCCAAUUUCCCUGUACGCAUGUGUGUGUGUGCCUGCGUGUGUGUAUGCGUGUUUCCUGUAAAUAGUCAGGUUUUGUUAUUAAUAUAUAUAUAUAUAUAUAUAUUUUGUUCUUUGUAGAGUUUUAUUAGAAUGUUUAUAAGUGUGUAUUAAUUUUCAACUACAGAUCUACUGCCUAUAUCCCUAGCUGGGUUCAUAUUAAUCUCUAAUUAUGCUGUCCUAAUCACUGUGUAUAUCUGUCUUAAUGGUAUAUUUCACCCUUUCUGUUGCAAAGCAAGAUUUGUGAGUAAGCAAAGGUUUGACCUCAACUCCAGCAAAGCUACACUUUGAGGAUUUCAAAUGGAUACAUUUAAAAACAAAAACGCUCAAAAAUGUCUCAAUUUCUAUAUUGUCUGCCAGCUAAACUGCCUCUUAUGGCUGUCACUGUCUUUUGCUGAUCUAGAAGGCCUCAAGAUGGUUUAUUGAGAUAAUGCACCAAGUUAAAAUAUUUUUUAUAUUUGCUCACAUUUCUUGAUUUGCCCCUUUCCUGUCUCUUAUCUCUCUCCUUGUCUCUCUUUCUCUUUCUCUCACACACCUAGAUGUCUUGGGUUAUUGUAAUCCUGUUGUAGCAAAGGACCAAUGUUUUAACUUUUUUUGCUGAUAGAAUUCUGUAACAUUCCUUAAGAGUGAUGUUGUAUUUUUUUCUCUCAGAAUGAUAUAUAAGAUAAUGUUCUCCUAAAAUUGAAAUCAAGUAACACUAAAUACAGUGGAGAUGUUUUUCUUUGAAGAAUAUAUAUCUCAAAUUAAGUAUAAAAAUAUAGAAAUAUGUUCUAUGUAAUUUUUUCUUGAAAUGACUUUUUUUUUAAUUCAUUGUGCUGUUAGUGAAGUACAGUAUAUUUCUAAGACAGCAGAGGCAACACAUCAAAGUGAGUAAAAGGGAGAAUAAAAUCCUACAGUAACAUUCCAGUCUACAGCUUUAUAGAAAAACAAUGUGUAAUCACUUUAAAUUGAGAAAAAAUAUAAAAUAAAAAAAUAGGAUUUAUGGAAGUUUUCCAAAUUUAAUGUUUGCAAAUCACUGCCUGUCCCUGAGGUCUGCCCCCACAGAAUUUUUGGAAGUUCUGAAUUUCCAAACAGUUACUCUCUCGCUGCCUUUUCCUUUUGACAGGCCCCAACCAUUCCAUCUGCAAGGAUAUGUUUGUAGAUCAAGAGGGCACCUUGUGUUGCUCUUUGUCUUACCAAGAAAACCUCUGGGAGAGGGGAAAAAAAAAAUUGUCACUGCCGUACUGAGCACAGCUUUUGAAUCUUUGUGUAUCUCACAGGUCCAAAUUGUUGAGCUCAACCACCUCCCCCAAGUAUACAGACUAUAACCAUAUCUCUGCAAGCCCAUGUUGGUGCCCAAGUGCCCUGAAAGUGGCUGCAGGUGAGAGAGGGAAAAACAUUUUAGACCCAUUUUUUAACAUGAGUGGAAAAAAUGGAGUUGGGGUUUAACUGCAGGGUUUUAUAAGGACCAAAGUUAACAACUGUUUUGUCUUCUGUACAGUUCAGUUGCAUUUAUUAUUAUUAUUAUUAUUAAACCCGCAGAAUGUAUGUGAUGUGAACCAUAUUCCAAAUUCUGAAAAACAAUUACACAAACUAAAUCUACAGUUUUAUAAACGUUAUAUUACAGCCUUUAUCACAGAUGGUAAUGUAUAUGUUGGAUGUGUUUAGUGGCGCACGUGUUUUCGUGUUGUGUGUGCAUGUAUGUGUGUGUUUAUAUAAUAAUGUAUCUGAAAUGACAUUUGUCCUUUUUGCCUCUAUUAUAACUUGUGUCCUAUCCAAAUCUUGUGCACUUUGUUUUUCUGAAAAGCUGUGGACCACUGCAUGGUUAAGUUAACUUAAUAAAACAUGACUGGGGCCAACCAAAACAACACAGAGAUGAAGCAGGCAACAGUUGAGCCUAUAGAAAUCAUGAAAGGAAGCCAAAUUUAAUGAUGAAGAAAGCUACUAAAUACAUUGAUAGCACAAUUCUUUGAGGUUAUAAAUAUAACAGUGGUGCAGAAACAACUGUAUCAAUCUGUAGAAUUUAAAGUCAAGUUUUAAAUUGAGAAAAAAUGGGAUGGGGACAUAUUUUAGAAGCACUCUUUUUGUUCUUAUUUUUAGGGAAGGUGGAAUCUGAGAGUCAGCUUGCCAAGCGUAAUGACCUAUGUUUCUUCAGGGACAUCUGAUGAAUUUGGACUUUUUUUGGUCAUACCCCCUCUGCUUCCUGACCCUAGUUAUUGGAGGGAAAACUGGGCCAUGGAAGUGCAGUUGGGAGAAACUGUAAAAUUAUAGAUUUAAACUAGAAAAGUUCAAAUUGAUCAGUUUAUAUUAACUGGAUGUGACAAGUCCAUGGUGGUCUACUAAUGAAAAGGAUUUAGAAUCAUGUCUGAUAAAAUGGACACAAAAAGCAUUUUUUGUGUGUAUCUGUGUGCGUAUGCGUGGGGGUGGGGGCAUUUGGUUAUCCAUAAUUCUCAUCUUAAUUGGAGGGAUCUAGUUGAGGAUUCUGGAUUACAAAUUGUUUUUUUUUGUGUUUUUUUUUUUUUCUUUUUUCCUACUUGGGUUCUGAUGUCAAAAAAAAAACAAAGAGUUAAUAAUGUAAAGAUACGAUUCUGGUAUUGACGAUUGUCCCAGUAGUCCCAAAUUAGAAACCGUAUUUGUAAAAACUAUGUGUGUGCGUGUGUGUGUGUGCGUGUGUGUGUGUGUGUGUGUGUAUUUAACUAAAAGUGAGCAGGCAAAACAAUUCAGAACAUUAACAGAAUAUUAAAACUAACUGCCACUGGCUAGUUUUGCAGAAGAGAAAUGUGAAUGUUAUCCUUUGGCCAAGGGCAGAUUUGCUAGAACUGAAACAAGGUGUACAGGAAUAAAAAAUGUAACUUGAAUUGUUAAGAGCCAGUGUGUUAGUGGCAAUGAAGGCAAAUGUCUGAAGUACAGUCUGUUUCAUGAAACGGAGCACCCUAUUCAAUUGAGAAUUAAAUGUAUUGCUCGUUUAUAGAUUGUACAAUGCUCUUGGAAUAAGAGCACACAUAGACAUGUGGUUUACUCACUGAUUCACCACAGUUUGUUUUUGCAAUGGGGGAAAAGUAGUAUAGUGUAGCAUUUGCCAGGGAAAUCAUUGGCACAUAUCUAUUCUGCAAAGCUCCUGUCAAAGCUGCAUUGUCAUACUUGCAUUGUAUUGUGGGUAAUUUAUUAAGCGUCUGCUGCCAACGCUGCUGGUGCAUAUGGCAAAACUUUUUGACAGUUUGUACAAGUCAUUUGUUCUGAUGGAUUAAACAAACAUAUUGGAAAAAGAAAUUGCAAUCCAUUAAGGUGGAAUAAAGAUUGCAAGAUGAGUCCCAAA